CACCUACCUCAGCAGCGUAAAUUUCCGCGAGUGCCUUAACACUACAUUGCGUCCAGGGGUUAAAGAGACAUCUUCUCAAAAGUUGUAGAUGAAGUCCGCAACGCGAAGCUUGCAGGCCAAGCAUUCUCAACAAGCUCGAAACCACCCCUCAGCACUAAUACUUGUCUCAUGCCGUCCAAUUCACCCUCAUUCUUCACCCUUUGCGUUGCUUCACUCUCCUCCCCACUAUCUCUUCGAGAACCUCAAAUCAGGUCUCAGACUGCCGACAUAUUCAACACCAUUUCCCAUGUUCGCGUCAACCUCGACACCUCAAGACACCUCCUUUCGUCCCUCAUCCGGUCAAACUCUGUGCAACCUCACCUCAGAUCGUAUUGUGACAGCGUGAUACGGGACACCGAGUCCGCAUUACGAGCGGUCCAGAUCUUGGUGGAGCCACUGAGACUAGACGAGAUGGAAAAAGGGAGGUUUAGUUGGGGAAGCAGAGCGCAAUGGAUUGCUCUCGACAAAUCACGACUGGCAGAAAAAAUGAAUUUGCUUAGUAUCAAUCACCAAAGCUUAACAUCCACCAUCGGAGCACUUCAACAUAUUGCGUCGAAAGUGCCACAUCAAUACGUUCCAGGAGGUGGUGACUCCAUGCUAGUACGACCAAGCUCUGGAAUCCGUAGUCCGCCAAUGCCAAAUUAUUACUCGCCGCAUCCAUCUUUUGGACCAUCUGGAUAUCCACAAAGCUAUUAUGGACAGGGCCGCGGAUCUCCGGAACCAACGCCGACAUAUGAGCCGAAUCCGGUUAUGAAUUGGAAGCGGCAGACCAGGCAGCCUAUAUUCAAGUACCGGGACGAGUCGCUUUCGUCGAAUGCUGGAGCUGCUUAUGAACUUCCGAAUUCGCCGGUCGACCUGAACAAAAAGUGGUCUUUAUCUAGUCAGGACGAUCGCGGAGUGUUAAUGCAGCACUCCUUGGGAAACCAAUACCUUUCUCCGCCCCAGCAGACAGCAGUAUCACCAGCCGCAUCUGCACUCGCAGUCCUAGAAGGUAACCAUGAUCUACAAAACACCCAAGACGUUAGGGACCAGAAAAACAUAGACACAAAUGUGGGGACGCAGGAAACUGGGGUGCGGGACGAACCACCAGUGCUGGAUGAAGCAUCAGAAGCAAAUUCCAUUCGAGAUUCGGGUGGCGGACUCGUAUCAGGGGAAACAUGACUGGGAGAACAAGUAGGAAGUGGCCGAGGUUUGAGCGGUGCGGCAUCUAUGAUAUUAGGGAUAAGAUCAAAAGGGAUUCAGACAACGGGAAAUGUAAG
Molecule: messenger RNA, 1298 nt
Organism: Lindgomyces ingoldianus
Lineage: Eukaryota; Fungi; Ascomycota; Dothideomycetes; Pleosporales; Lindgomycetaceae
Exons: 1
Coding region: 169-1200 (343 amino acids)
Source: RefSeq, a predicted model, not a curated record